AUGACGCUGAGGAGAAUUGUGCUGCUGGUGGUCCUCGGCGUGGAGCUGGCGGUCGGAGGAUGGGUCUACCUUGAGCCGGAGCAGAGUCUCAGGGUCCCCGAUGGGUGGACGCAGACAGAGCGCCUCUCGGGCGAUGAAUCGGUGAUCUUGACCUUCGCCCUCAAGCAGCAGAAUGUGGAGAAGUUACGGGAGCUGGUGGGGAGAGUGUCUGACCCAGAUUCACCCGAGUAUGGUCACUUCCUAUCCCUGGAGGAUCUUAGCGCUCUGGUGCGCCCCUCUCUGGAUACGUUGCGAACAGUCCGGACCUGGCUGGGGAAACAUGGCGUCCAGCAGUGUGACGGCGUGCAGACCGGAGACUUCCUGCAGUGCGAGAUGCCAGUCAGUACCGCAGAGGUUUUGCUCCCUGGGGCGAAGUUCCACCGUUACGUGAAUGGAGACAGCAGCGUGGUCAGAUCCGCCACCCGCUACUCGCUGACCCCGGAAUUGGCUGAACACAUAGACUUUGGUGAGUUGUGGAUUGGCGGUCUGAAACCUAAACCAGACCAGCCGUUAUUUCUGCAAUGCCGUGAAGGUUUUUAUCGGAUGAGUCUUGGGUCUUGGUACCCCAAUCUUUUCUGCCCGACUCAUAACCCUUUGUCUCUCCAUCUUCAGUUCCUAGAGCAAUACUUUAGCCAAGGCGACCUGUCGGCGUUCAUGAAGCUUUUCGGAGGAAGUUUUGAGCACCGCUCAGAGGUGGACCAUGUGGUGGGUGAGCAAGGUGCAGGCAGGGCUGGUCUGGAGGCCAGUCUGGAUGUGGAGUACAUCAUGAGCAUGGGGGCCAACAUCUCCACUUGGGUCUUUACAAAUCCUGGUCGCCAUGAGUCACAGGAACCGUUCCUAGAAUGGAUGUUGUUGCUGAGUAACAUGUCCUCCCUCCCGUGGGUUCACACCAUCAGCUAUGGGGAUGAUGAGGACAGUCUAUCGAUCGCCUACAUGCAAAGAAUCAACGUGGAGUUCAUGAAGGCCGGAGCCCGGGGCCUCACCAUACUCUUUGCUUCAGGUGAUGAUGGAGCCGGCUGCAGGCAAGUCGUUAAAGGCAAAAACGCCUUCCGACCAAGCUUUCCGGCCUCCAGCCCCUAUGUCACCACAGUGGGGGGAACGUCCUUCAAGAACCCCUUCCAGGUGACCUACGAGGUGACGGACUACAUUAGCGGUGGUGGAUUCAGCAAUGUCUUCCCGAUGCCGGAUUACCAGGUCUCCGCGGUAUCCCAAUUCCUGAAGUCUGGACAGAAGCUGCCGCCAGAGAGCUACUACAACCGCAGUGGCCGCGCAUAUCCGGACGUGGCCGCGCUCUCCGACAACUACUGGGUGGUGAUCAACCGCUUCCCCGUUCCGUGGGUGUCUGGCACCUCGGCCUCCACCCCGGUGUUCGGUGGCAUCCUCUCUCUGAUUAAUGACCAGCGCCUGAAGAGAGGCCGCUCUCCCCUGGGAUUCCUGAACCCGGCGUUGUACCGGCUCCAAGGGAACGGGAGGCUGGCGCUGUUCGAUGUCACCGAGGGCUGCCACUUGGCCUGUUUCGACGACCUCGUUCUAGGGCAAGGAUUUUGCGCCGGUCCGAGCUGGGAUCCGGUGACUGGAUGGUGGACCCCGAACUACCCGGAGUUGCUGAAAUCUUUGCUGCCGUAG
Messenger RNA from Nanorana parkeri, 1665 nucleotides. RefSeq names its product tripeptidyl peptidase 1 (gene TPP1). Gene Ontology annotation, molecular function: serine-type endopeptidase activity; tripeptidyl-peptidase activity. NCBI's taxonomy places the organism in Eukaryota, Metazoa, Chordata, Amphibia, Anura, Dicroglossidae. The record is from RefSeq and is a predicted model, not a curated record. Gene Ontology annotation, biological process: proteolysis; central nervous system development. Bases 1 to 1665 code for a protein of 554 amino acids. The transcript has 12 exons.